Molecule: messenger RNA, 7220 nt
Organism: Alosa sapidissima (American shad)
Lineage: Eukaryota; Metazoa; Chordata; Actinopteri; Clupeiformes; Clupeidae
Product: FYVE and coiled-coil domain-containing protein 1-like
Exons: 19
Coding region: 179-3901 (1240 amino acids)
Biological process (GO): plus-end-directed vesicle transport along microtubule; positive regulation of autophagosome maturation
Cellular component (GO): autophagosome; late endosome; lysosome
Molecular function (GO): metal ion binding
Source: RefSeq, a predicted model, not a curated record
GCAAGGGUGGGAUCAGCAAGUAUGUUGUUCUAAUAGAGCCCAGUAUUGAAAUCGUUUGUCUUGUUACAUAAUAUAUUAUCAAUAAAUAAAUGCAAGUGUUGGAUUUUCUGUUGGAAGUCUUUAAUCACCACAGACUCUUCGUGACCCCCCGACCCCUUUUGCCAGGGUGUGUGUGGCCAUGGCAACCAGUCCGGCUGUGGGGGAGAGCCAGCUCCAGAGGAUUAUCCGAGAUCUGCACGAUGCUGUGGCUGAGCUUGCUAAAGAGUACAAAGAGUCUGGAGAACCCAUCACGGAUGACAGCUCAAACCUACACAAGUUCUCCUACAAGCUAGAAUACCUGCUCCAGUUUGACCAGAAGGAGAAGACUACCCUGCUGGGCAAUAGGAAAGACUACUGGGACUACUUUAGUGACUGCUUAGCCAAGGUGAAAGGAGCCAACGAUGGGAUUCGCUUUGUCAAGUCCAUCCCAGAGUUGAAAACAUCUCUGGGGAAGGGUCGAGCUUUCCUGCGCUACUCUCUGGUGCACCAGCGCUUAGCUGACACACUACAGCAGUGCCUCAUGAACCAGAGGGCCACUAGUGACUGGUACUACUCCCGCAGUCCCUUCCUGAAGCCCCACCUGAGUGUUGACAUCAUCAAUCAUUUGUACGAGCUGAACGAUGUGCAAUUCGAUGUGGCGUCUCGGGGUCAUGACCUUGACUCAGCCUGGCCCACUUUUGCCAGGAGGACUCUGGGUAUGACCAACUCCCCUAGUCACAUGUGGAAACCACCCAGUCGCAGUUCCAGCAUCAACAGCCUGGCAAGCUCCUAUUCACAGGCCCAUGAGUUCCUGGGCAGCCCCGACCUGGAUCGCAGCGGCUUGGGUCUCGGCCUCCCCUGCGACACUUCCGGCCUGGCGGACGACUCGUCGUCCAUGCUGGGCGCGGUGGACGAGCUUCGCCUGGAGCUGGACCAGUCGGAGCUGCGUGAGAAGGAGCUCCUGGGCCGCGUGGGCGAACUGGGCAGCGAGGCCUCGGAGCUGCGCGCCGUGGUCAUGGAGCUCCAGCGGCAGCUGGACGCCUCGCUGGACGCCCAGACGCGGCAAGCGGAGCGGGAGCGGGCGGUCGCCGGCCAGGCAGAGUCCCUCAGUGCGGCGCUGGUCGCCCGGCAGGAGCAGCUAGAGGCGGCCGAGCGGCGCGGGCGCGAGCUGGUGGAGCAGCUGGACGCGACGCUGCAGGACAAGGGCGAGCGGGCGGCCGGGCACCUGGACUCCGCCCAGAAGAUCCACCAGCUGCUGGACGAGCUCAAGGAGGAGCAGCAGGCGCGCUCUAAAGCCCUGGAGGAGGCCGCCGAGAGCCAGAGGAGGGCCGAGCAGCUCGGCCAAGAGCUGGACGCCAGCCGGGAGGCGCUGACCAGGGCGGAGGGGAAGGGCAAGGAGGCGCAGGAGGAGAGCGAGCGACUGAAGGAGGAGGUGGCCGCGCUGACCGAGCGGUUGGAGGCUGGCCGCUGCGGCGCGCAGGAGGCGAGCGAGGGGCUCCGGCACGAGGCGGGCGAGCUGCGGGAGCGUCUGGCGGCGGCCGAGGCCGCGCGGGACGCGCUGCGGGCGAGCGCGGCCGAGCUGGAGGCCGGCGCCAAGGAGCAGGCGCGCCGCGCCGAGGACUACCGCGCCCAGUGCACCAGCCUGAUGGGGCUCAACGAGGGGCUGCUGGAGACCGUGCGGCGCUCGGAGGAGAGCCAGAGGGACCUGGCCGAGACGCGCGCCACCCUGGAGGCAGAGGCGGCCACCCUGCGUGCCAGGAUGGCCGACGCUGCCGCCGCUGCCGAGGAGAGAGAGAGCCGUCUGCGUGAGGAGGCCAAAACCCUGGAGGAGCGUCUGCAGAGAGUGACUGCGCAGGCAGAGGCAUCAGAGGGUCGCGUGCGUCGCCUGGAGGGGGAGAACGCGGCGCUGCAGGCGGGUAGCGAGGAGGCGCAGCGCCGGGGGCUGGAGGAGGCGCAGCGGGAGCGUCGGGAGGCGCAGGCCCACGCGGGGCUUCUGGAGCAGCAGCUGGGAGCGCGUGGCGAGGAGCUGGGCCGCCUGCAGGGGGAGCUGAGGAGCGCGACGCGCGACGCCGACGAGGCCCGGGCCCGGCUGCAAGCGGCCGAGGAGGCGAAGCAGGAGCUGGCGGCCCGCGCCGGGAAGCUCACGGAGGAGGCGGAGCGCCUGAACCGCGCUCACGUGGCCGAGCUCCAGGAGCGCGGGGAGCGCGAGGAGGCGCUGGGCCGGGGGCUGGAGGAGGCGCGCGGGGAGGCGCGGGAGCUCAAGGCCCAGCUGGAGCGCCUGGCGAUGGAGCGGGAGGAGGCGCGCGAGAGCCUGCACCGCGCCAACACCGAGACGGCCGAGCUGGGCAUCACCCUGUGCCGGUUGACCGCCGAGCGCGAGGAGGCGUGCCAGCGUAAGGAGGAGACCGAGCAGGAGGCGCGCAGGGAGGCCGAGCGCCUCAACGCCAGCCUGGCUGCCCUCCGGCAGGAGAACGACAGCCUGCGACAGGAACUGCAGCAGGCCGAGAAGCUUCCGGAAACACUGCUGGAGGUGCAGGAGAAGCUGGAGAAGGCCGAGGCUCAGGCUAGGACGCAGCAGGACACUGGUCGUGAGGAGAUGCAGGCGCUCAAGUUCCAGAUGAGCUCCGAGAUCAUGAGCCAGCAGAGCCAGAUCCAGAGUCUGAAAGAGGAGCUGGAGGGGGUGAAGACUCAAAUGAAGACGGAGGAGAAGAGAACAUCCGGCCUGGCAGAAAAAGUCUCAGAGCUGGAGGGAGCUAAUGAGGAGUAUUCUCGGCUGAUUGAUGAGAAGAAUGCUCACAUCACCAAGGCCGAGAGGGAGAUGCGUGAAACUGAGGCGGACAUUCUGAAGCUUCGAGAGAAACUGAACAGUACGGAGCAGGCUCUGGUGGCGGUGCAGGGGGUGCGUGAGGAGCUGAAGCAGCAGCUGGAGCAGUUUCAGGCCGAGGCCCAGAGCCAGCGCCUCAGCAUGGACGCCCAGAUCCAGGAGCUCUCCCUCACCAAGAACCACCUGGAGGAGCGCCUCAUAGAGCUCAUCAAGGAUAAGGACGCGCUGUGGCAGAAGUCGGACGCUCUGGAGUUUGAGCAGAAGAUCCGGGCCGAGGAGCAGUGGUGGCUGGUGGACAAGGAGGCCACUAACUGCCUGGACUGCAAGGGCCAGUUUACCUGGUACCUGCGCCGCCACCACUGCAGGUUGUGCGGCCGCAUCUUCUGCUACUACUGCUGUAAUAACUUUGUGAUGACCAAGCACAGCAGUAAGAAGGAGCGCUGCUGCCGCGAGUGCUACACCCAGAACAGCGCCGUGGUGGAGAGGUUCACGCCGGCCGAGCUCGACACACACCCCUCGCUCCCGCACGACCAGCCACGCCCCCCCUACAAACCCACACCCAGGGUGACAGUGACGGAUCCGGCUGCCAAACAGGAUGAUGCGGUUUACGACAUCAUCACUGAGGAGGAAGUGAACGGCAUUUAUGACGGCGAUUCGCUCUCACACACGACAGCUGGCUCUCUGGAUGGGGAGAGUGAGGGCAGUGCUCCAGCUGACCUGGGUGCUGAGGACAGGAGAACUGGGGACACCACGCCCGAAGAGCAGGACGAGGCUGUGGCCACUGUGCAGGAUGCCGAGAUCAACCUGCUCAAGUCGGGGGAAUUAAGUGAGUCGGUGGGGCUGAGUCUGGAGGAGGUGUGUGACUUCGGGGACGGCUCGCGCGAGCUCCACAUCAAGGCCAGCAGCUACAGCCUGGUGCCAAUCAGCGUCGCCAGCGGCAACCGCGGACCCACCAUCAGCUGGAUCUUCUCCUCCGAGCCCAAGAGCAUCUCCUUUAGUGUGGUCUUCCGGGAGGAUGAGCACACCCCCCUGGAACAGUCAAAGGUUCUGAUUCUCUGACUCGCUGCAACUCACACAAAGAGACCAUCCAGGGACAGUUGAAGGUCCGGAACCCUGGAUCUACAUUCUGGUCUUUGACAACUCAUUUUCAAGGUUCAUCUCAAAGAAGGUGUUGUACCAUCUGACAGUGGAGAAGCCCAUCAUCUACGAUGGUAGUGACUGCCCACAGUGAUGGGCUCCACCUUGACAAGGCGACGGUGGCCGCAGACAGGGCAGACUGGCUUCCUCUUCCUGUCAGGUCUUCCUUUUAGCGCCCAAAGCCUGGAUUGUACUACACCUCUUGUAACACUUAGAAAAAAAAAUCACAAAUUGUUUUGUCUGUCAUAUCUCUGGUUUUUCACUAUUGAGAUAUGACUAACUGAGCAAGUAAUGACUUUUCCAAGUGUUACAUGGUUAAUUAUACAUCACUGUCCCUGGGGUGAUAUGGUCCAGUUGACAUCUUUUGUAAACACAGCUUUGUCAAUCAUAACAGAAAUAGGGACUCAGGGAGGGUAUGGGUGGAUCUUAAAUUCAUUUUUAUUCAUUCUAAUUAUUUUUAACCAACUUUUGUCGGCUUGUGCCAAGUACACUGUGUGUGUGUGUGUGUGUGUGUGUGUGUGUGUGUGUGUGUGUGUGUUUCUGUGUGUGUGCGUCUGUGUGACUAUGUGUUUAUAAUAUGCAUGUGCUUCUGGUAGUCUGGCUUUUAGAUUUGUAGUUAUUUAUCUUUUUCUUUGUUCAUUGUGGUCCUGUGACUUAUAGCCAAACACUGGCAUUGGUCUGUGGGCUGGGCUGCCACACGUGGCUAUUAUAGCUUUCUCAUUAAUGCCAUUUACCGUUCAGCAAUGCCAUUCACCGUUCAGCAAUGCCAUUCACCGCUCAUUUCAUCAACAAAUGCCAGACUUCUCCUCCGCCUACCGCCUAGUUUGUUGCAUAAAUAGUAGGACCAUGUUUUAUGUUUUUUUUUUUUUUUUUUAAAGUAUGUUUAUAUAAACUCCAUGUAUGCAGUUUUUGUUUUUUGCUUUUAGUGAUGAUCACUAGGGUAAAGUAAAUAUCAGGAGCAAUUAUAACCAAGUAACAAGAGCAAUAACCCAUUUCCAGACCUUGUCUGAAGAACAUUCAGACAAAGCUUACCUCAAACCAGUGACUUUGUAUAAUAGAUAGCCAUCAUAGCUGGGACAGCUACCAAACUCAGAGUAUAUUUUUCCUUCUAAAACACAAAUAGCUGCCUAUUCAAGUUGAUGGAAUAUGACAUUAAUCAUGGAGUCUUCUCCUUCUCCUUAUGCACAUAUACCAAGUAUAUAUUUUAUUUACACUAUAGUACGAGUUUUUGUAAACAAUCAUGAAAGAUUGAUGAUGAUCCCCAGAGGCUUUCAUAAACACUUUCAUACAGGCUUUCAGAUCAUCACCUUGCAGGAACUCGAGUGAAAUCCCCACGGUGUUAGGAAACAAAUGAGUUUUUCACAGGAAUGCCUAAACUCAGGGCAGGUGACCACAUCCGUCUGGGGCCAGGCAGGGGUGUGUUUCCCAAAACCAUAGUUGCUAACUAAGUUAACUUCCCAUUAAUUUCCCAUUGCCAACCAACUAAGUUGCUAACAGGUGGUUAGCACUACCGGUACUAUGGUUUUGGGAAACGCACCCCAGGGCGCUUACUCUUCGAUUUUAGAUAAAUCUCCGGCCAGCGGCCUCACUGGAGAGGACCCAGCACAGGGUUCCGUUCUGUGUGUCCUCUGUGUGCUUUUUAGGGUUCUGCGGUAAGACUCCUCGGUGGGUUCAUGGGAUAGAGUGGCUGAUGGGUACGGGUUAACAAGGGAGAACUGGUAACCAGUGUAGUUAAUGGUGACUGCUCUGUGGCUUUGAUUAAGGUCCUGAUAGUGACUGUUCUAUGUGCAGUGGCAAAGUCCCUGUGGGUGAUCAUAUUCAGGUUCAGUGAGUUAUCAUUAGUAUUCUGUGCGUGGUGUUUAGGUUUCUCUAUAUUGAAAUCCAUUGAGAUGUGCACCGUAGUCCAAGGACUGACUUAUUCACUUCGGCCAGACCAUCUCUUUAACUUUAAAUUUCACUUUAGUCCUCCCAAAGAAAUCCAUAGGAGAUUUGGUGCAGAUGCAGAGGUUAUUGUGUGCUCAUGGAAUACUUUUAAAGUACCUCUGCUUUAAAAUACAUGAAGAGAUAGACCAGGCUCUCUCAUCUUCAAUAGGUUUUUGAGAAAAUGUGGCAACUUCAGAGAGACCAAGUCCUCUGUAAAGCGUCCUCUUCAGAAAAGCACUCAGUAAAAGAGCACAGAGUCAUGAGAAACGCUCAAUGUCGGGGCACAGCUCUAUGCAGGAACUGAAUGACAGUUCCAGUUAUGGUUCCAUUUUCAACAGUUCUGCUCUCCUAGAGCAUUUGAGAGCUGCAAAGGAACACUAAAGUAAAACAAGCCGUUCCCAAGUGAUUCUUCUUUUUGCUAAGUGUCUCCAGGUUGGUCUGCGUCAGUCCCUUUAUAUUUAGUGCUCAAAACUAAACAAUAGUUUUGUAAUUUUACCAUGAUCUUGAGUGGCCAAUGGAAUUAGGUAGAGCUAUGCACACCGACAUAUUAUACCAUUUGUGAACCGAAUCUAAUUGUGCCACAUCUGUAUUAUGUUUGUGUCACUCAUAUAGUAAUAUGAAAUCAAGUCAAGGGCUAUAUGCAAUCAGUCACUGCUAUUUUAAUAUUCAGGGGGAAUGUCAUAAUCUUUGUAUUACUAACACAUGCUCUGAGAGCCACGAUCAGUUAAGUGGGUACUGCUUAUACUGAGAUACAGUUCUAUAUUUACAUAAUAAACAUUUUGUAUCUCUUAAAUCUUUUUUGUAAUUGAUAAAAAAAAAAAGAAUGAGGAAAUAAGAACACUAUAUAUUUUCAGCACAGUUUUGCACUUUUGACAACAAACAAAUUUCCUCUUUUAAAAGGUGAUGAAUGAUUUUAUAAGAAGCGCUCACAACUUUUAAGUUGGUAUCGACUUGGCUUUUCAUUGAUUGAAGAAUCUUGUGAAGGUGUGUUCGGUAGUCCUUAACCUCUAGAUGAGAAAUAACCAUGUGUCUGGAAUAUGCACCAUUCUGUUCAUUCAUCUAAUGUGUCUCAGACCCUCUGAGGGAACCAAAGCCUCCAGACACGGGAUUAUAUGUGAACCUCAGGUCCUUUUCUUCUUCUAGAGGUAAUUAAUGACUCUGGACCAUACUUCAACAUUAAAAAGAAUGAAGCCCUGAAUCUUCAAUGAUCUAGAACGAGAAACAGGUUCAGCUGUACGGUCAGCAUCACUAUUGAAUGGUUACUGGUCAAAUGGUGCAUGUAUUUUGUUUUGAGUCAGGUCAAUAAAUUCUGUAAAGA